This is a messenger RNA of Cucurbitaria berberidis CBS 394.84, 2271 nucleotides long. Its product is annotated as glycoside hydrolase family 20 protein. Gene Ontology annotation, molecular function: hydrolase activity, hydrolyzing O-glycosyl compounds. The record is from RefSeq and is a predicted model, not a curated record. NCBI's taxonomy places the organism in Eukaryota, Fungi, Ascomycota, Dothideomycetes, Pleosporales, Cucurbitariaceae. Gene Ontology annotation, biological process: carbohydrate metabolic process. The transcript is spliced from 4 exons. The coding region runs from base 1 to 2271 and encodes 756 amino acids.
AUGGCGCUACGAUUCUUUUCGAUCUUAAUUUGUAUUGUUAGUGCUCUUCAGCCACUCCCACCUGUGCAGUGGGUCGGCAGUAACUCUACGAACUCCGGGUUCUCCUUGAGCAAAGCAUCGAGGGAGAUUUAUAUUGACAGGUCUUUCGGAAAUGUCAGAGAUACAGAGGGUCUGACACUAAUACCACCGACCGCCCAUGAAUUCGCGGAAACAUUCCGCAGCGACAUCUCAGCGCUCUUUGGUGGAGAUUGGACGCUCGUGCAAGUCGAUGAACUUCCUUCGACCGGAAUUCUACUAGGAAGAUUUAGGGGUAGUGGGGACCAGAUUAUCUAUGAGAACGGUCGUGUCACAGAAGAAGGGUAUGAAAUCGAAGUCACUGAUGGGAGGGUGUAUAUUGGCGGGGUCGGGGCGCGAGGCUUGUUCUGGGGCACACGAACCCUUCUCCAAGAACUACUGAUCUCGAAUGGCUCGGUUUCACCUGGUCGAGCAGUAGAUACACCUGCGUAUGCAACCCGCGGGUAUAUGGUAGGUCUCCGCGGUACAAUGUGCAUUCCCUUCUUUGCAGGAUUCGCUUACCUCAUAAUAGGAAGGAAAUGGUACGCACCUGAUCUCCUAAAGGAGCUGUGCACGUACGCUUCAUUCUUCAAGAUUUCAGAAUUUCAUUACCAUUCCAGCGACAACUACCCUUUGAAUCGCGGUCACAAUGAUACCUGGUCCGAAGUCUUCUCGCAUUUUUCCCUGUAUCCGGAAGAGAACACAGAGUUGCAAGGACUCAUUCAACGCCGAAAUGAAACUUUGUCCCGCGCCGACUUCGAGGGCUUGCAGACACACUGUGCGCAGCGAGGUGUCACUAUAGUGCCCGAGAUUGAAGCACCUGGUCACGCCCUCGCGAUCACAAAGUGGAAGCCUGAACUAGCAUUGGUAAAGAAGGACUUACUAAACCUGAGCCAUCCGGAUGCAAUUCCAACAGUCAAGGCUAUCUGGGCAGAAUUCUUGCCUUGGUUUCAGACCAAGGAAGUGCAUAUUGGUGCAGACGAGUACGACUCUGAGCUAGCGGACGACUACAUCAAUUUCGUGAACGAAAUGGCCACGUUCAUUAACACGACAUCGGCGAAGCGCAUCCGCAUAUGGGGCACACAUGAGCCAUCUGUGAAUCUCGAAGUCUCCAAGGAGAUUAUUGUUCAGCACUGUUUGAUCAACUCCGAGGACUGGUGGGCGUACAUGAGCCUCAAGAAUGACCACAUGCCUAUACUACCAGCAAGAUAUCCGCAGUUUUACAAUGUAACGCGCACCAUGAACUUUGCCAAUGUUCCAGGUCUGCAGUGGGAUCCGUCGCUGUUCAACCCGAUUAACACAACAGAGCAGCUUCAGCCAGGUGCGAGCGGGAACAAAGGGGCUAUAUUAGCUGCAUGGAAUGACAAUGGCCAGGAUUCUACGACGCAGCUGGAGGCGUACUAUGCCAUGCGGGAAGGAAUACCCGUGAUGGCAGCGCGUUCCUGGGCGGGAAAACGAGGCGCGAAGAUUAAAGUGGAGGAACUGGCGGAGAGUAUCGCGCUUUUGGCGUCUAAGGCCCCUGGACAGAACCUUGAUCGAAGACUACCCUUUUCGCAGCAGCCUUCUCAGAACUCACCACUGCUUUCAUGGACACGGAAAUCCCUGGAUCCCACAAGUACACUCUUGAGCAAAGGCUCGUACGGACCGCCUUACACAUUAACACUUAACGUGUCCUCGCCAUUUACCCUCUGGGGGCCCGACACUUCAUUAUCCUUAGUUGCGAAUAUCAGUUUUAGCAGUCCUAACACCACGACGUUAAUCUUCACCACCGCGGACAACUUCCCAUAUCCCUUACGCUCUGUCUCCAAACAUGAUGGCCACGACCCCGGCCAUCCAGGCCGUAUAUGGACCAAUCAGUCCACAUCAUCACAUGAGCCCGUCACAAUUUCUUUACCCGCAACACUGCGUAUCGAAACGGAUGUCGGCAAUGGCAGUCGUGUGUGGGUGAACGAAGAGUUUGCGGGUCGUUUCGAAGUUUUCGUGUUUGGGGGUCGCAAUACGUUGUUUAGCUGGAGUCAGAUGGCGCUUGUCACCCCACUGGAGAAGAUUGAGGGUGGUAUUGAUGGGCUGAAGCUUGAAGAGGGCGUGGGAUCGCGACUGUCUCAGAAUGGCAAUGAUAGUUAUGUUGGGCCGCCAGUGGAGAAUGCAGCAGGAAAGUUAGUGGCGUGUAGGGCGGGGUUGGUUGGUCUGCUUUUCGGUCUGGUGGCAUUCAUUUAA